AUAGUUACCAUCAGCAGGCUUGGUUGGUUGAACAAAAUGGCAACGUAUGGUGAGGAGCCAGUCGACAGCUACUUCUAUUCAUCUUACAACCCCUACCUGGGCAGAUACCCCCGGUCCAGGGACGCGGGGUGGAAAUACAAAAGUUACCUCUCCCACUAUGGAGACUCUUCUGACGCCUUCAACAACCACCAACGCGCCCGGCUGAAGUCCAUCUUAUCCCAGAUCAAUCCCAAACUCACCCCGAGGCUCAGGAAGGCGAACACCAAGGAUGUGGCGGUGCAGGUCAACCCGAAGAAGGACGCCUCGGUGCAGUGCUCCAUCGGCCCGCGGACCCUGCUGGCUAUGAAGCGGGACUUCCAGCGUAAGAGGGGGCAGGAGCCCUCGUCGUCCGGCGGCCUUGGGAGCCCCAAGGUGGCGGGCGUUGUGCGUUACCCCCGCACCCUGGCCGUGUAUUCCCCCAUAGCGUACCGGAGCGUCACCUCCUUCCUGGUGGAUGAAAACAACAACAAGGAGGCCACCUGCGACACGGAGCCGCCCGGUGACCCGCCAGCGGGAGACACCGAGGGGAAGAAGGACGAAGACAGCCAGGCUAGUGAGGACGGAAAGACCGGAAAGCUUCCAGAGCAGAACAAAAAGACCAGGACCAAGCAGCAGGGGAAGACUGGGGAGGGACAGCCGGCUGCAGAGGAGUCAAAGGGCAGGUCCAGGGUCCGCUUCCAGUUUCUGGAACAGAAGUACGGAUAUUAUCACUGCAGAGAAUGCAAUCUGCGAUGGGAGAGUGCCUAUGUGUGGUGCGUUCAGGGCACCAACAAGGUUUACUUCAAACAAUACUGCAGGAAAUGCCAAAAGGACUUCAACCCGUACCGUGUUGAGGACAUCACAUGUCAUACUUGCAACAAAGCACGCUGUUGCUGCGCGCUAACACAACGGCACGUCGAUCCCAAGCGACCCCACAGACAGGACUUGUGCGGCAGAUGCAAAGGCAAGCGUCUCUCCUGCGACAGCACAUUCAGCUUCAAAUACAUCAUCUGAGCAGCAUCUCGGCUAAACUUUGCUCUGUAGCUCAUCUACACGAGUCCUGUGUGGGACAUCUUCAGCCCAGAUGUCAUUAUCAUAUCAACAGAUGUUUGAUGUUUCAGUACUUUAUUUCACACCUGUUUUGUGUUGAUGAAAAUAAUGGUAAGCACCACACGCUUUAGUGUAAUAAAUGGCUAUCUUGCA
Molecule: messenger RNA, 1221 nt
Organism: Amphiprion ocellaris (clown anemonefish)
Lineage: Eukaryota; Metazoa; Chordata; Actinopteri; Pomacentridae
Gene: zar1
Product: zygote arrest 1
Exons: 4
Coding region: 37-1032 (331 amino acids)
Biological process (GO): translation
Cellular component (GO): cytoplasm
Molecular function (GO): mRNA base-pairing post-transcriptional repressor activity
Source: RefSeq, a predicted model, not a curated record